GUCGUUCUAUGACUGGGAUGGAAAGACUUUGGUGUACGAACACAAUUUCGUGGAAAACGGUAUUGGGUGCGAUGCCAAAACCAUUUCCGGACCCCAAGUGAGAGGCAUCGCUGCGAUUGGAGCCAAUUUGAUCGCCGUCGGCAUUCACACCGGGACCAUCCUUUUGUUCGAAAUCUCAUCGGACUCGACUCAACUCGUUUGCCGCAUUGUGGACUCCCAACGGCGUCAUAUCGAGCCCGUGUCUGAUGUGGCCUCAACCUCGAUGAUGUUACAUCACGCAGAGAAAUCCUCGCCGAGUGAAGUUCUCGUGUCCGGUGACGAAUUGGGUCGAUUGAACAUUUGGAAUUUGGGCUCUUCUGGUGAUGGAUUAGUCCAUCGAACAUCUAUUGAUCCAGAUGAGAAAACCGGACCUGUGACGGCCAUUUGCUUGUGGAAUAAAGUGGAACAAGGGGUUAUCCUGAGCGGUUUCAUGAACGGCUCCAUAAAGCUUUUUAGUAUCACUUCUGGCAAGAUCUUGGUGGACAUAGCUGCUCAUGGGGCGUGGAUCACUGGUAUGGACUUGGCCAGCCAAUCGGGGGUCUUCGUGUCUUGCGCCGAAGACGGAUUCAUACGAGUAUGGCAGCUUUCUACCACGGGCAAGAUAAUUGAACAUCGUCACUCCAAGCCGAUUCAAAACCUCGUGAUGGCGGGGGUGAAGUUUAUUGAUCCCAGGGGCGUUUCUCUUGCCAUGUCAUCGUACGAUUCCAGGAAAAUUAGAAUAUUCUCAAAAAAAUCGUGA
Molecule: messenger RNA, 778 nt
Organism: Tigriopus californicus
Lineage: Eukaryota; Metazoa; Arthropoda; Copepoda; Harpacticoida; Harpacticidae
Product: WD repeat-containing protein 54-like
Molecular function (GO): protein binding
Source: RefSeq, a predicted model, not a curated record